Messenger RNA from Vidua chalybeata, 1075 nucleotides. RefSeq lists its product as uncharacterized. The transcript has 4 exons. The record is from RefSeq and is a predicted model, not a curated record. The coding region runs from base 5 to 625 and encodes 206 amino acids. NCBI's taxonomy places the organism in Eukaryota, Metazoa, Chordata, Aves, Passeriformes, Viduidae.
UGGGAUGGGUGGCCCUUUCCUCUCAACAGCCAGCUUGGAAAAAUAUUCCCUUUGUGAACUGUCCCUCAUCCCAGCAGACUUGGAGAACCCUCGGCGACCUCGCAGAGGGGUGGCACCCGAGCAGGGGGGAUUACCCGUGGUGGUCAGAAGAGGUGUGGGAGCCUUUGUCCCUGAUGUCCCCCGAGCAGAAGGUCCCUGCUGCCUGCGCACGCCGCUCUCAUCGGGCUGGUAUUCCCUCUGUCCGAAUUCGGGAGCGUCGGGAGCCGCCACUCCCUCUGAUCCCUCCUCCUGCCAAGGACUGGUGCUGAGCGUGCCCCCCAUGGGAUCCUGCAGCCAACACCUGCCAGGUGUGGUCCAGCCACGCUCGCCCAAAUGCAGACAAGCCUUGGAAAGCCUCAACAGCUCCACCUCUACCUGGAGCUCUAAUGACUGCUCUCUACCAAGGACUAGCUGGAGGCAGUGCCAGAAGCCCUCCCAGCUGCCUCACCCUCAAAUAAGCAGUGGCUCAGAGAAGAAUCUGAUUUUUCCCCUGCAGGGAGAGGAGGAAAGGUGGAAGAACGGGAUCAGCUUGCUGCUGGCUGGCCAUGUGGGCACUGAGGUUUUGUGUUGGAAGCCUGGUUGCUGAGAAUUUUGGACUUUCUGUGCUGACAGGCACUGACCCCCAAGAGAACUCUGCAUUUGACCUGAGGCUGUGGAGAAGCUUCCAAAAUGGAAUGAGAGAACUGGGAUUGUGGGUGUGGAGUUUGAGUAAAAGUGUGUGAUACCACAUGGUGGGAAACUUAGAGUUUAAGGGUUUAGAAUACAGUCAUAUAUAAAAACAAGAUGGAGGUUUUGGGCAGAAGCUGGUCCUUCUCCUUCACCUUCUUCUCCUGGGUUUGGGUGGUUUUGUGUAAUUGGAUAAAAAAGUCCCCAUUGAGGGCCAUGGGUGGUUGGUUAUUGGGUUAAAAGUAAAAAUAAUUUAGGUGUAAUUUUUUAAUUGGACAGUUUAUCCUUAAAAGACUUUGUAGAGAGAGAUGGAGCUCCAUUUUUAGUUUGUUAGAGUGAAGUGCUGUAGAACUCAGGGUUUGUGAGACUU